UAUUGUUAUAAUUAAACCCAACAAAGAAACUUCCCUCAAUAUUUCAUCAAAAAAUUCUCUCCAAAUUAAAUUUCUUCCUCCACCAUUGAAGAGAGAGAAGAAGAAACAGAGUUUGUUUCAUUUCUCUGUUUCUUAAAAUGAAAGAGAAAAAUGAAGAUCAGAAAAAAUUAAAGCAAUUCAAAGGGAUAAGGAUGAGAAAAUGGGGAAAAUGGGUAGCGGAAAUUCGAGAGCCUAAUAAACGCUCUCGAAUUUGGCUUGGUUCUUAUUCUUCUCCCGUCGCCGCCGCCCGUGCCUACGACGCCGCCGUCUUCCACCUCCGUGGCCCCUCUGCUCGCCUUAAUUUUCCUGACUUUUUCUCCACCGUUGACCGCUCCUUCCCUCUCUCCGCUGCUGCCGUCCGCAAGAUCGCCGCCGAGGUCGGCGCCCGUGUCGAUGCUCUUGAGUCUUCUCUCCGCCACCACUCCGCCCAUUCAUCCGACCGAACCACGAAGCUUCGUUCUUCUUCUUCCAGUGGGUUUUCCGAUCGGGUCGACUUGAAUAAAUUUCCCGACCCGGAAGAUUCCGAUGGCGACUGCGCUACCACUCCUUGCACAAGCUGACAAUUUCAAAAUCGCUGAAGGAUAGAUAUUUGGUGGAAGUCCAUGCUCAAGAUAGAGGGAAUAAAAUGGUUGAAAUUGAUGGAUUAAAAUUUAGGUAUAUUAAAAAAAUGGAAAAUAAUGAAAAAUAGACUAAUCUCAUUUUAUUCUUUCGUCAUAAAUUAUUAUAUGAUAAAUUCUUCGGACUUCUUUUUAUUUAUUAUAUAUUUAAUUUUUUUAUUUUAUAAUUAAAGUAUGAUUCACAAAGAUGUGUGCAUAGAUUCACAUUCACUCAAAUAUUUUUUUUGCAAUUCUACUUAGUGGCUCCAUCACAAUUUGAUACGUGAUAUUUUUUAUUAUUAUUUUAUAUAUUUUGGCUCUUUUUCUAUAGUGUUGAAAAUAAAAAACUCAUAAAUUAAUUAGGAAAAUUUUUAAGAUUUCGAAUAGCUGUCCCGAAUUCAAGUUGAUUAUGUUUUGCCUCUUUCUCAAAGAAAGACGAUCAAACAAUUCCCAAUCAUGGUCCUUGCGGAUCUGAUCAUCCACAUAAUAUACAAAAAGAAACUCUAGAUAUUUGAUAUCUUUCUCUUUGAAUGAGAUCUCAAUUCCAGCGAAGGUUUCAUUAGAUAUCUUACAACUGGAAUCCCUCUUUUCUCCGAUCCAGUUUCUCCACCACCACGAAUUGAGCUAUAAACUGUCCCCCUUCGGGAGCUGGGGAAUAGCCCCGUAGGGAACUUCUUGUUAAUUGCACGCACUAAGUCUUUAAAAGCAAACAUGAAUCCCCGGAACGUAACUUCAAGCGUCGAAGCUAGAAGAAAGAGAUGGAUUCCCGGGCUUGAUCUGGUUUAGUAUUAAGUUGACCAAGGAGUGAUAAUUGCAGCAGGCGCAGACUCAGGUAGUUUGAAUAGGGAUUCUCCAUCAUUGUCGGAGGAAAUUGCUUGUCUUCGCAUGGGAUCUCCCGAGAAUCAAGAGAUGAUCGCCACGAAGAACAUCCCAAAAAUAUUUACACUUUAUAGCAAAAAAAUUCUAAAAGUGUUUGUAUUUUUGGAAUUUUUUUUACAAAAGUGUAACUAUUUUAAAUGUUUUUUAUAUUUAAAAAGACCUCAAUUAAUUAUAUAUUUUUUAAAUUUUCAGAAAUUGUUUAUAACUUUAUAUAAUUUUACGAUAACUAUGAAAUUCUAGAUUUGUCACUACUUAAGAGUACAGAAAAAUGGGUGCAAGUGCUGUUCUAAUUAGCUUACAUGUAGAUCAACUUUCUAACGUAUAUUUUAAUUGAUCAGAAAAAUAUUGGACAAUAAUUCACCAUCAAAUAAACAUAUGAAUCAUGGUUUAGCUCUCCCUUUCCUUGACCCUAGUUGUAUGCAUUAUUGCACUAGUCUUUCCAAGACAUUUCUUUUCAUCAACUUGUUCUUUUUCUAACAUCUUUUCCACGCAUAUUAAAGCAUAGAUAUUUGGUGGGGAAGAAAAGUGUGUCUAUAUAUAUAUGGGAUAAAAGAUUGAACCUCUAAUUUCGAAAUUGAUUGUACGUACUUGAUACCAAUUGAACCAGUACAUUCUAACUUUGAG
This is a messenger RNA of Benincasa hispida (wax gourd), 2138 nucleotides long. Lineage: Eukaryota; Viridiplantae; Streptophyta; Magnoliopsida; Cucurbitales; Cucurbitaceae. The record is from RefSeq and is a predicted model, not a curated record.